This is a messenger RNA of Aspergillus aculeatinus CBS 121060, 1539 nucleotides long. Its product is annotated as fungal specific transcription factor domain-containing protein. Gene Ontology annotation, molecular function: zinc ion binding; DNA binding. The record is from RefSeq and is a predicted model, not a curated record. Gene Ontology annotation, biological process: DNA-templated transcription. The transcript is spliced from 4 exons. The coding region runs from base 1 to 1539 and encodes 512 amino acids. Gene Ontology annotation, cellular component: nucleus. NCBI's taxonomy places the organism in Eukaryota, Fungi, Ascomycota, Eurotiomycetes, Eurotiales, Aspergillaceae.
AUGCACAUAGCAGGUCUGGAAAGUAAUGACACACCGCAGAAUGAGCAAGAAUCCGGUGCCUUGCCAAGCAUAGUGGGAAUGGUUGCUGAAUCUGGGGAUGAUAACCCUCACAUUGUCAGCCCGGCCGUAGCGGAGGAUAACCGAUUUCUUGAGAACUAUCUUUGGACGGGACCCGAAUCUAAUCGCUCUUUCAGACCGGUACGAUUUAACUUGGUCCCAAGGAGGCCGUUGGGGGUUUGUGCAAGCCAGACACUGGCUGCAGCCAAAUGUGAAGUGAUUGAGAAGUCUUUUCAAAGAGCAAAUGUAUGCUUCCCAAUCUUUGACGAAGCUUCAUUCAGAAGUGCAUAUUCUCUUCAGAGGGACAAACUCUCGCCUGCUUUACUGUGUAAUCUAUAUGCCAACUCCUUGGUCUAUUGGCAAGCAUCCUCCAUUUUAUCAACGAACAAUCCUCCCGACAUGCGUUUCAUCUGGAAUCAAGCCAACGAGGCCCUGCAUUCAGAGCUGUUCUUGUCCCCGGGCAUAUCCACGGUAAUGUCGAUCUUGAUCAACGUCUGUGGGCGACCCAGCACCUCAAUGUUUGGCAACGGUGGAAUGGUGGGCACUGCAGUUGCCCUCGCCAAUGCUCUUGGACUGCACCGCGACCCCUCGGGCUGGGGAAUAUCGUCCCUCGAGAGGAGUCUUCGGAUUCGGCUAUACCUAGCUUAUGGAACACCGUUGCAAGUCCAUCGAGCUCAGUACGAUGUGCCUUUUCCAACGGCAGAUGACCUCUUUGCUGUCGAAGCCUCGCCAUAUGGAAGAUCGACAGCUUCUGUUUUCGUUGCGCUGACCACGCUGACGGAUGUACUCGCCCGAUAUCUAGAACAUAUAUAUGCCGUGUCGAGUAGUUUCCCAGUGGUUGAGCAAUCCGCCAUAGACUUGGAACGCAUGCUGAAUGAGUGGGAGGAGGCAUUGGCUGAAGACAUGCGCAAUCUCGUUCUUCGAGGAAUGCAUCAGGACCUACCGAGUGCUGCUAAUUUCCGUCUGGCUUACCUCGCAGUCAAGCUUCUGCUUCGGCGCAUACAGCUUGGUCUCAGUAGGAGCUCGGCAGGCGCAGACGACAAUAGCUUCUCACCAUUCUACAUCCCUGCUCAACGGGCCGCCGAAGACAUUGCGUACUUUGUGCAAGGGCUAACGGAGGAUCAGCUCUGUGGAUUCUGGCUUCCAGUGCUCGCGUUCUCCUUCACGUCAGCCACGAUGCUACUGCUUCGAAGUGGCUUGCGUAUGAGACACCAGCCUCACAACAAGCCAUUGAAAGUUGCGAGAGAUCUCAUUGACGCGCUGCGGGUACACAAAGAGAGGUAUGGAUGGGAUCUUGCGGAUCACUGUCUUUCGCACUGCAGUGAUUUGGUUGAGAAAGUGGGGAUGCACAGUAUACAAACCGAUGAUAGUCUCCUGGCGCCAGAUUAUGCCGAUCUACCUUGUAACAUCGAUAUGGACCCGGCUACUCUGGAGGAGCUCUUCGUCGGGAUCACUGGAUUCCCGGGCGAAUUCGAUGUCUAA